AUGCCUAAAACCAGAUCGCCGCAGACCGCCAACGGAUCUACAUUGGACGAACCGACUCUCCUCGAAGACGAGAAAAUAAAGAUCGCAGCGGCUGUUGCGGAGAGCCUUCCAGCCGCCGCGUCGGCGGGUCUUUCAGAAACGGCGCUGGAGCGGAAGAGGCGGCGACAAAGCGAGCGAUCCACGUACCAGCUGGCCGCGAUAGCGUCAAGUGUGGGAGUCACGUUCCUCGCUGUCGGCGCCGUCUGGUACCGCUUCGUCUUCCAGACGCAGGGCGCGACGGUCCCCAUAGAGGAGGUGGUGGGCACGGUGGCGCUCGUGAUUGGCGCGGCCGUGGGGAUGGAGUUCUGGGCGCGAUGGGCGCACGACGCGCUGUGGCACGGAUCCCUGUGGAGCAUGCACAAGUCGCACCACGAGCCGCGGGAGGGCGCGUUCGAGCUGAACGACGUGUUCGCGAUCAUCAACGCCGUGCCCGCCAUCGCGCUCAUCGCCUACGGCUUCUUCAACCCGGGGCUCGUCCCCGGCCUCUGCUUCGGCGCCGGCCUGGGCAUCACGGUGUUCGGAAUGGCCUACAUGUUCGUGCACGACGGGCUGGUGCACCGGAGAUUCCCAGUGGGCCCCAUUGCUGACGUCCCGUACCUCAAGCGAGUCGCUGCCGCCCACCAGCUGCACCACGCGGACAAGUUCAAGGGGGUGCCGUUUGGGCUGUUCCUGGGGCCGGGCGAGCUGGAGAGAGUGGGUGGAUUGGCAGAUCUAGAGGAGCUGCUGGCGGCGCGGCAAGGGGGCGAGGGGAAGAAGCAGUGA
Molecule: messenger RNA, 801 nt
Organism: Closterium sp. Naga37s-1
Lineage: Eukaryota; Viridiplantae; Streptophyta; Zygnematophyceae; Desmidiales; Closteriaceae
Source: the annotation of a GenBank genome assembly